CCGCCCGCACCCGGCCUCGACGUCGACGUCGACCAACCCCCGCGCGCCGUCACCAGCCUCAGCGCCGCGGACGGCCACCAUGGCGCCAACCGCACCCCUGCCGAGGACCCCGUUUGGGGACGCGCUUUGGACUCCGGGCCGGCCGACAUCGUCCCCGAGUGCGACACCGACGCCCUGUUCCCGGGCAGCCUGUUCUCGCCCGAGGACCUGCGGCACGGCGCCAUCGUGCUGUACUUCGUCGUCGCCUUCUACGGCUUCUACGUCAUCGCGGUGGUCUGCGAGUUCUACUUCCUCCCCACCGUGGAGAUCAUCUGCGAGGAGCUGGGGCUGACUCCGGACGUGGCCGCCGCCACCUUCAUGUCGCUGGCGUCCUCGUCCCCGGAGCUGUUCGUCAACGUGGUCACCACCUUCGUGACCCGCAGCACCAUGGGCGUCGGCACCACCGUGGGUAGCGCCACCUUCAACGUGCUGGGGCUGGCUUCCUUCAUCGGGCUGGCCGCCAGAGGGCCCAUCGUCAUCAGCGCGGUGCCGGUGGUGCGCGACUCCCUGCUGUACAUGGCGGCCAUCGCGGUCACGACGGCCGUGGUGUGGGACGGCAGCGUGCAGUGGUACGAGGCCCUGAUGAUGGUGCUGCUGUCGCUGGCCUACCUGGCCUUCAUGUUCUCGCAGCACCGCCUGGCGCACUGGGCGCGCUCGCUGCUGGCGCGCUCCAACUCCACCGUCGUGCUGACCAACGCGUCGCGCCCCGACGAGAUCUCCUCCGUCAGCUCCGAGGUCGCCGCCAAGGAGGUGGUGGACGCGGCGCCGCUGCCGCAGCCCCAGCCCGACCCGGAGGUGGCGGUGGCGGUGGCCAACCAGAUCAGCUUCACGGCGGGGAACCAAGGGGGCUGCAGCUGGCGGAGGGCGGCGUGGUGCGCCUUCAACGCAGCCACGUGGCCCGUGAGGACGGCCAUCUCCCUCACCAUCAUGGACACCAAGAAGCCCCACCUGCGCCGCUUCUACCUCCUCAACUUCGUCCUGUGCGUCGUGUGGAUCGCCCUGGCCGCCUACGUCGUGUCCUGGAUGCUGGCCGUCAUCGGAAACACGCUGGAGAUCUCGGACGCCGUCAUGGGGAUCACGCUGCUGGCCGCGGGAGGCAGCACGCCCGAGGCCGUCAGCGCCAUCAUCAUGUCCAGGAAAGGCGUGGGCUCGGUGGGCAUCGCCAACGGGCUGGGCGCCAACACGCUCAACAUGCUGAUGAACCUGGGCAUGCCCUGGCUGGUGCGCUCGCUGGUGUUCCCGGGGCUGCCGUGGACCGUGCUGUCCGAGGGGCUGCCCUACGACCUGGUGACCCUCGUCAGCGCCGUCGUCGUCCUCAACCUCGUGCUGCUCGCGUCGCGCUACCGCCUCUGCCGCAUGCAGGGCGUCGCCACCUUCAUCGUCUACUUCCUGUUCAUCGUGGUGCUGGUCCUCAUCGAGCUCAACGUGUUCGGGCUGUACCACAAGUCCGAGUGCACCACCGAGUGACCUGACCGCGUGGCGGUCGCGCCCCGGCCUGCCUUCCAGGCUUCCACUUCGCGGAGGGCACAGCAAACUGGAGUCCAACUCGAAGCCCGAAGCUCGAGGCGCCCUGCGAGUGUGGCGCCGAAUACUAAACUGGGAGUGCACCGCGCGACGCGGGGCGCGACAGGCCUGUGCGUGCACCGAACGUGCGUGCGACGCGGACGUACCUGUUGGGAACCUGUGAUGUAAAGUGUCGAACGACUACAAAAAAACAUUUAUAAAAGAAAUAGUUUGUCGACGCUGGAAGUAUUUAUUAUUAACGUAACUAUGUACUUGAGUGAUUAUGGAAACCUUCCUGCAUUGUGUUAUUUUUUUUGGCCUGCGGAGCAAAGGAGCGGCACAGAAAGACAUCUUUGUGCGUGUUUAGAUGACGUAAGCAAAUUAUUCCAUGGCCCUUUAUAGAUAGUGAAAGGAAAUCCCGUAAAUAUCGGCGAUAAACCAAUGAUGUUGUAUUUCCAUUAUUUGAUUCUGAAGCGUUACUGGCUGUGCUCAUAGUGUCUGUCUUGUUUUUUUUUGUGUUUGUAUGCAUGUGUGUAUGUAAGUCUAUUUUUAUGCGUAAAUGCGUUGUACUUAUUUAUCACUCUCUUGCAAGAUAUGAAUUGUGUCUAGUCUAAUGAAAUACAUCUUGUCUAUACUGUACUUAA
Thrips palmi is the source of this 2186-nucleotide messenger RNA. RefSeq names its product sodium/potassium/calcium exchanger 4-like. The transcript is spliced from 7 exons. Gene Ontology annotation, molecular function: calcium, potassium:sodium antiporter activity; calcium channel activity. NCBI's taxonomy places the organism in Eukaryota, Metazoa, Arthropoda, Insecta, Thysanoptera, Thripidae. Gene Ontology annotation, cellular component: membrane. Gene Ontology annotation, biological process: calcium ion transmembrane transport; intracellular calcium ion homeostasis. The record is from RefSeq and is a predicted model, not a curated record. The annotation marks the transcript as partial.